AUGGCAUCAAAUCUUUUUUUCGUCGCGGUCUUCUGUUUGACCAGCGGACUGUGGGUCGGAGCAAAUGUAAACACAUGCAAGACCUGCCCUGAUGGCUGGGUCCGUUUUAAAGACAGCUGUUACCAGUACCACCACACCGCCAAGGACUGGGCUGAUGCAGAGCGCACCUGCAUUCGCCUUCAUGGCAAUCUGGCAUCAAUCCACAGCAAAGAGGAACACGACUUCAUCCAACACCUCAUCCACAGAGCAACCGGCAAGGACGGACAAACUCACAUUGGAGGCCAUGACACCGCAAAGGAGGGUGCGUGGAUGUGGUCUGAUGGGACCCCCUUUGACUUCAAGGGUUUGUGGGGUCCAGGGCAGCCCGACAACGCUCACCACAGAGAACACUGCCUGGAGCUCAACUACCGACGUGCACCAAAUGACAACCAAUGCAAGAUUGCGAAACCCUUUGUCUGUGGCAUGCACCUGUGA
Molecule: messenger RNA, 474 nt
Organism: Plectropomus leopardus (leopard coralgrouper)
Lineage: Eukaryota; Metazoa; Chordata; Actinopteri; Perciformes; Serranidae
Source: RefSeq, a predicted model, not a curated record